This is a messenger RNA of Xenopus laevis (African clawed frog), 826 nucleotides long. RefSeq lists its product as uncharacterized. NCBI's taxonomy places the organism in Eukaryota, Metazoa, Chordata, Amphibia, Anura, Pipidae. Bases 121 to 651 code for a protein of 176 amino acids. The transcript has 2 exons. The record is from RefSeq and is a predicted model, not a curated record.
GGGUGGGGCACGGGUGGGUCAGGUAUUUAAGGGGCACACAUGGGCAGUAAGCCAUAGGAUUGUCUGAUUGCAGGCUUGGUUCUAGAAGCAGAUCUGGCAGCAGUGAGUUGUGGUACAGGAAUGGUCAUUCUCUCCAUCCCAAGCAAAGAACAGGUGCCAGGAGAUGACUCCUUCAUAAAAUCAUCCUUACCUAUAGGAUCAUCUGUUGCAUCCAAGUGCAGCACAGACAUAGACCUGGAAGCACAGAUCUCCUUAUUAACUGCUUACUGUCCAUCAUAUUCACCUGACUUGUAUUUACUUUGUGCUCAUCCUACACACAAACCUGUGCUGCCAGUGAGUUUCAAGAACAACACAUUGAAUGCAGAAGGUACAUGGAUAUGUAGCACAGACCUACUGCAGCCUUCUUUAUUUAGGAACAGGCCAAGGCUUCUGCCACAUGGCACCAAAAUGUACAAUUUUAUUCCUCAUAGCACAGAUGAAUUGUGGGAAACGUCAGACUCGCUGCUGCAUGGACAUCGGUGUCAUUCUGCUGACAAACAUCUAGGAAUUCUAAGUACUUCAAGGAACAUAAAGAGAAACUUCAAGCUGAAAUAUCUGCAUCCCAAGAAGCGUUUACUACAGGAGUAUUUAUGGAUGAAGCAAGAUUCAUGAUUCUUUUAUAUUUGCUUGGGGACAUUGCCUUUAUUCAGUCUAGAUAUUGAGUGCUGUCAUCUUAUACUUAAAGCUCUCCAUACUGACACUGCACAAAACACUUUUUAACAUUUGAUCAAUAGAAAUGGUUUAUACUGUUGCUUUUAAUAAAUAUAUUUAGAGUCUUUAGUACAAA